CGCGCCCAGGCAUAGCGGCAAGGUAACUGGUAUCGUGGGGUCUCGGCGCGGUCUCCAUGGGUCCGCGAGUACAACUCCCGCCCGAAAUCCUGCUCGCGCAGCGGCUGGCGGGGAACGAGCAGGUGACCCGGGACCGGGCGGUGAGGAAGCUCCGGAAAUACAUCGUCGCCAGAACUCAGCGGGCCGAAGGUGGUUUCACUCAUGAUGAGCUGCUGAAGGUGUGGAAAGGGCUGUUUUAUUGCAUGUGGAUGCAGGACAAGCCGCUGCUGCAGGAGGAACUUGGCCGGACCAUUUCCCAGCUUGUCCAUGCUUUCCAGACCACAGAGGCACAGCACCUGUUCCUUCAGACCUUCUGGCAGACCAUGAACCGUGAGUGGCCGGGCAUUGACAGACUGCGCCUGGACAAGUUUUACAUGCUCAUGCGGAUGGUCCUGCGCGAGGCCCUGACGGCCCUGCAGACGCAGGGAUGGGACGAGAGACAAACCGAGCAGCUGCUGGAGCUGCUAACGACAGAGAUCCUGCACCCGGACAGUGAAGCCCCCAACGGGGUGAAGAGCCACUUCAUCGAGAUCUUCCUGGAGGAGCUGACCAAAGUGGGCGCCCACGAGUUGACCGCGGACCAGAACCUCAGGCUCAUUGGGCCCUUCUGCACGAUUGCUGCCCAGACUCAGGACUCCCUAGUUUUGCACAACAUCGCUCAAGGCAUCUUUGAAACAAUCGUGGAGCAGGCCCCACUGGCCAUUGAAGAGCUCAUGAAUGAACUGGAGGAGGAGGAGCUGUCGGAGGAGGAGGAGCUGUCGGAGGAUGAGGCGCUAUCAGAGGAGGAGGUGUUGGAGGAGGAGGCGCAGGAGCCGGGCGUGCUGUCCAGAGAGCCCCCUAAAGGUUCGGUCUGCAGGGCUCAGGGCCCCCUGGGCAAGCAGGCGGAAGAUGACGAUGAGGACAGCGCCAGCCCUGUUCUCCAGUUCGACUACAAGGCUGUUGCUGACAGACUGUUUGAGAUGGCCAGUCACCAGGAUACCCCUCCGAAGAACCGGAAGCGCCUCUACAAAGUGGUCCGGAAGUUGCAGGCCCUCGCGGAAGGCCUCUUCCCUGAAGCUGACAUCCCAGAAGAAGCGUACCGGAAUCCGCGGGGCGGGAGGCGGGUGAGAAUGAAGAAGCGCUUGUCCGGAUCCCAGCUGCAGGGCAAGACAGGGAGACAUGCAAAGGAGGCCUUACGUUCUGGCUUGAGCCCAGGAUCCACGAGGAGGAGGCGGCGGCGGAGAGCAGGCGGUGACCCUGCUGUGCCCCAGGAGCGGCCCGGGGGCCAUGGUGGGACAGGGGCCCCCAGGAGGCAGCGGCGGCCUCGGGUGGGGGCCAAAGCAAAGAUGGCCGGUUGCCAGGAGCCAAAGGCAAAAAGGAAGCGGACCCCAGAGGGCCGGAAGUGACAUCCCCAGACCCCCGGGAGAAUGAGGGGACAAGACAGUCGGGCCGGGUCCCCAAGACUCCAGAAACUGACUGCUCCCCAACUUACUGUGUGGAGAGGUGGCCAAGGCCAGGACUCGGGGUCGGGCCCUCACUUGGUGCCCAUGUCCCUCGGUCAGGCCGGCGAACCCUGGGACUGGAGGCCCCCACAGACACCCUCCCUGGCCAGGAGACUGGCCACUCGACGGGUAUCGAUAAAUAAACAUGUCACGUG
This is a messenger RNA of Budorcas taxicolor (takin), 1675 nucleotides long. RefSeq names its product ribosomal RNA processing 1 (gene RRP1). Bases 57 to 1424 code for a protein of 455 amino acids. Gene Ontology annotation, cellular component: nucleus; preribosome, small subunit precursor; preribosome, large subunit precursor. The record is from RefSeq and is a predicted model, not a curated record. The transcript is spliced from 13 exons. Gene Ontology annotation, biological process: rRNA processing. Lineage: Eukaryota; Metazoa; Chordata; Mammalia; Artiodactyla; Bovidae.